Molecule: messenger RNA, 915 nt
Organism: Suncus etruscus (white-toothed pygmy shrew)
Lineage: Eukaryota; Metazoa; Chordata; Mammalia; Eulipotyphla; Soricidae
Product: vomeronasal type-1 receptor 4-like
Exons: 2
Coding region: 1-915 (304 amino acids)
Biological process (GO): G protein-coupled receptor signaling pathway
Cellular component (GO): membrane
Molecular function (GO): pheromone receptor activity
Source: RefSeq, a predicted model, not a curated record
AUGAUUGGAUGGAGUGAGAUAAUAUCCUUCAGGGAUGCGACAGUAGGAGGGAUUAUCUUAUCUGAGAUUCUACUGGGAACACUGGGAAAUUUCUCUCUUCUUUACCACUACCUGCUCUGUUACCACACUGAAGGCAUAGUCAGGCCCACAGACUUCAUUCUAAUGCAUCUGACUGUGUCCAACUUUUUGCUCAUUCUCUCCCAAGGGCUCCCUCAAACAAUGGCAACUUUGGGAAGAAAACAUUUCCUCAAUAAUUUAGGCUGUGACCUUGUUUUGUACAUUCAGAGAGUGGGCAAAGGUGUGUCCAUUGGCACCACCUGCCUCUUGAGUGUCUUCCAGGCUAUUAUGCUCAGCCCUAUGGACUCCUGCUGGAAGGAUCUGAAAGUCAAAGCUCCAAAGUAUGUCACUCUCUCUGUUUGUCUUUGUUGGAUCCUGUGCAUGUUUGUGAAUCUGUUUUUUCCUCUGCACAUAUUGAAUGUAUCUCGCAACUGGAACAUGGAAAACAUCACACAGAAACAAGAUUUGGGAUAUUGUUAUACUACCAUCAUUGAGAAAGUCUCUGGUGCUGUCUAUUCAGCUGUAAUUGUAUUUCCUGAAAUUUCCAUUUCUGUGCUCCUAGUCUGGGCCAGUGGUUCCAUGAUUCUCUUUCUGUACAGGCAUAAGAAAAGAGUCCAGCACAUUCACAGCAACAAUGUUUGCCCCAGAUCUUCAGCUGAAACUAGAGCCACCCAAAGAAUCCUUGUUCUGGUGAGCACCUUUGUGUGUUUUCACACAUUCUCCUCUCUUCUUCAAAUGUGUAUGUCUCUACUCAAUGAAGAAAAUGGAUGGUUACUUGAAACUGCAGGUAUCAUUUCUCUAUGUUUUCCUACUGUGAGCCCCUUUUUGAAGACAGAGAUCCUGCAGAGGUACCCUUAG